AUGAAGGGAGGUGGAUUUUAUAAAGGAACAAGUAGUGAACAGACUCCAUUUUUUGUUGACAAGGAAAAGAAGUUGAUCGAGAAACUAGCAUGGCCUGAAAUUUAUAACUAUAAAAUAAAUAUAAAUAAAAUAAAUUUUGAUAUAGUAGAAAAAUGGGUACAAAAAAGAUUAAUCGAUUUACUAGGAUUUGAAGAUGAUAUAUUAUGUGACUAUUGCAUAUCUCAACUUAAGGAUGAGCAAGAUGGAAGAGAUUAUGAAGAGAAUCGAUACUUGGAUUCCAAGAAGUUGAAAAUAAACAUCACCGGGUUCAUAGGGAAUAAAAAGAGCGACAUAUUUAUUAGGGAAUUACUCGAAUUAUUAAUAGAAAAUGAAAAAAAUGAAGGACAAGUUUUAAAGUCUCAACUUGAAAAUAAAAAAAGUGAAAUAGAAUCAGCUAAAAAUGAAACUGCAUCUAUAACAAAAAAUAUAAAAGCAAUAAAAAAUAUAUAUAAUGAAAAUGAUGAAAAUCGAAACCGAUCUAUGAAUUUUAUAAAAGAUAAAACAAAACGAGAAAACAGAGAUCGAAGAAAUGAACGUAAUAUUACAUCAUCUAAUGAAAGUGAUAAUAUAUCAUAUAUUAAAAAAAAAAAAAAACGCGAUGAAAAAAAAUCAAUCUCAAUACAAUCCGAUUCUUCUUCAUCAAGUACUUAUAAAAAUAAAAAAAAUUAUAAAAGACCAAUAAAUAGACACAAUAAUAAAAGUUCUGAUUCGGAUGGGGACUCUAGUCGUUCUUCAUCCGAAAGUAGAUCCUCUGAAUAUAAAAAAAGGAAAGAGAAACGAGACAAAUAUUUAAAAUAUGAAAAAAAUGACAACGAUGAUCGAAGAAGGGGCCAUAAGGUAAGGGAAAGAAACGACAGAAGAGAAAGAGAAAGACAAAUGGAUAGUGGAAGGCAUAGGAACAGACACAGAAUUAGAGACCGAAGUAGAGAUCGAAGUAGAGAUCGAAGCAGAGAUAGGAGUAGAGAUAGGAGUAGAGAUAAACAUAGAGGGCUAAACAGGCACAGAAGUCGAGACAGAAGACGAGGUAAAUAUCGAUCCAAGUCUAGGGAAAGAAAUAAAUCUAGUGAGUCAAGUUCUAGUGAAGAAAAUUCACGAGCAUCAUCGAGUAGAAGUGACAAAAGUGAUGAUAUAAAAAAAGAAAGAAAAAUGGAUAAUCGUUCAAAUGAUUCAAAUAAAUCUGACUCUGAAGGCAGUAGUAAUAAUUCAUAUCAAUCUUCUGAGUCAUCAUAA
Messenger RNA from Plasmodium vinckei vinckei, 1269 nucleotides. RefSeq names its product pre-mRNA splicing factor, putative. Gene Ontology annotation, molecular function: RNA binding. The record is from RefSeq and is a predicted model, not a curated record. Lineage: Eukaryota; Apicomplexa; Aconoidasida; Haemosporida; Plasmodiidae. The transcript is spliced from 3 exons. Gene Ontology annotation, biological process: mRNA processing; regulation of mRNA splicing, via spliceosome. Bases 1 to 1269 code for a protein of 422 amino acids. Gene Ontology annotation, cellular component: spliceosomal complex.